CAGUUUUGAAUGAUCAGGAAGCAGGUUGGGCUCACUAGGUUGGCCUCAGUCUAUCUCUCUUGAGAAUGGGCAGUUUGUUGGAGUCUGAACUACCUGGCCUCCUGGUGCCUCCUGAGAGGGCCUGGCUUACUGACUCUUGACCUCAGCCUGGGAGGGACAGGAUAGAAUGGGGGAGUCCCUGAGACCCACAUGACCUUGACCCAGGGAACUCUGUCCCACGCCACCGCUGCCUCCCGCCCACAGCUCUGCAAGGGGCAGCUGUGUCAUUCACCGCUGGACUUUGACAGUGGCCAAAGAUACCGUUCAGUUCUCCACGCCUGUCUUCUUCCAACUUUGCCGAGGUCUCCGCUGAGGUCAACCGGAUAUGACCCCCGGAAGCUGGAACCCCACAACGGUGGUCCAGGGUAUCGUCUGGAUCCUGCUUGGAUUAUUGCUGUGGCCGGAGCCGGGAACAGCAUCCAUGCCCCUCCUCAUGGACUCGGUCAUCCAGGCCCUGGCUGAGCUUGAGCAGAAGGCGCCAGUCACCGAGGCCACCCACACUGCCACUGUGUGGCGGCUGUCAGCCCAGGACUCUGGCCCGCACGAUCCCCUCUAUCCCUUCGUGCUGGAAGGAUGGAGUCUCAAGGCCACCGAGUUGGAUCCCCCUGCACUGAGCCCAGAGCUUCGAGGCUUGAUCAAGGAGGUGGCCCGACAUGGUGUGCAUGGUGGCCAGGAAUAUGGGGUGGUGCUGGCACCCGAUGGCUCGACAGUCGCUGUGGAGCCUCUUCUGGCAGGGCUGGAAGCAGGGCUGCAGGGGCACAGGGUCAUAAACUUGACCUUGGAUAGCACAGCCACCCCUCUGGGUGCCGGAGCUACCUUUCCAGAUGUUGGAGCUGUGGUUCCUGAUAUAAGAGCCACCUCCCCAGAACUCAGGGAUACCUCUCCAGGUGUCACCUCUGCAGAUGUCAGAGCAGAAUCUCCAAAUGUUAGAGCCACAGAUCUUGAUGUGGGAGCCACCUUUCCAGAUGUCAGAGCACCCUCUCCAGAUGACGAAGCUUCCUCGCCAGAUGCUAAAGCCAAGUCCCCGACCACUGUGGACAGCCUCCUGGGGGUCACUUUGGCCAGAGACCUGGGCCUCACUUUUCUCCAGAGCCCCCAGACCCGGAGCCAUCCAGGCCUAGGAGCUGAGGGCUGCUGGGACAAGCUCUCUGACCCCCGGAACUUCACGCUCCUGGACCCUGAGGCAUCACCACUCACCACAGCCUUCCUCAAUGGUGCUCUGGAUGGGGCCCUCCUUGGAGACUACCUGAGCCGGGCCCCUGAGCCCAGGCCACCCCUCAGCCAUCUGCUAAGCCAGUACUAUGGAGCUGGGGUGGCCGGAGACCCAGGACUUCGCAGCAACUUCAGACGGCAGAAUGGAGCUGCUCUAACUUCAGCCCCCAUCCUGACCCAGCAGGUGUGGGGGACCCUGAUCCUGCUACAGAGGCUGGAGCCAGCACACCCUCAGCUGCAGGGCAUGAGCCUAGAACAGCUCGGGGAGGUGGCCAUCCGUGCCACCAAGGAGUUCACUGAGGCUUUCCUGGGGUGCCCCGCCAUCCACCCCCGUUGCCGCUGGGGCGCCGCGCCAUACCGGGGCAGCCCCACGCCGCUGAAGCUGCCGCUCAGGUUCUUGUACGUACAUCACACCUACUUGCCUGCGCCGCCCUGUACCGCUUUCGCGCGCUGCGCCGCGAACAUGCGCUCCAUGCAGCGCUACCACCAGGACACACGUGGCUGGAACGACAUUGGCUACAGUUUUGUGGUGGGCUCAGACGGCUACGUAUACGAAGGCCGAGGCUGGGACCGGGUUGGCGCGCACACACUCGGCCACAACUCCCGCGGCUUUGGCGUGGCCUUCGUGGGCAACUACACCGCGGAGCUGCCGGCCGAGGUCGCGCUGCGCACAGUGCGCGACGUGCUCCCCAGGUGCGCGGUGCGUGCGGGAUUCCUGAGGCCGGACUACGCGCUGCUGGGCCACCGCCAACUUGUGCGCACCGCCUGUCCUGGUGACGCGCUCUUCCACCUGCUGCGCACCUGGCCGCACUUCGAUGCUAAUGUGAAGCCAAGAACUGCCAGGAGGGCCUCCAGGAGCUCCAAGAGAAAGCCAGCUCCAGUGACCCUGCCAGCCACAAACCUCCAAUAAAGAGACUGUGGAAAGAAAA
Rhinolophus ferrumequinum (greater horseshoe bat) is the source of this 2180-nucleotide messenger RNA. RefSeq names its product peptidoglycan recognition protein 2 (gene PGLYRP2). The transcript is spliced from 5 exons. Bases 365 to 2161 code for a protein of 598 amino acids. Gene Ontology annotation, molecular function: zinc ion binding; peptidoglycan binding; N-acetylmuramoyl-L-alanine amidase activity. The record is from RefSeq and is a predicted model, not a curated record. Gene Ontology annotation, biological process: peptidoglycan catabolic process; detection of bacterium; defense response to Gram-positive bacterium. NCBI's taxonomy places the organism in Eukaryota, Metazoa, Chordata, Mammalia, Chiroptera, Rhinolophidae.